AUGGCGGCCAAAUCGACCUCCCACGACCCAGAAUAUUGUUCUAGUAGCAACCCACAUUUGAGCUGGGGGUCGAGCAGCCCCCUGGAAGGUCGCGCUGCAUCCGGGGGGAGAGAACCUAAGGCGGCGACCUGGGGCAACCUGGAGGUGGAGACUGAGGGGGAGGAGCUGAGGGAGGCGUGUGGAGUGUUUGGCUGUGUGCUGGCUAAGGACAUUUCUCCGAAUUCCAUCAGUGUCGCCCAAGUGAUAUACCUGGGUCUGGUGGCUCUCCAACACAGCCACUGCCCCACGCAGCCACUGCUCCCCCACGCAGCCACUGCCCCCACGCAGCCACUGCCCCCCACGCGCAGCUACUGCCCCCCACGCACUGCCCCCCACGCAGCAUUGCCCCCACGCAGCGCCAUUCCCCACGCAGCUACUGCCCCCACGCAGCUACUGCCCCCUCACGCAGCUACUGCCCCUCCCCACGCAGCACUGCCCCCCACGCAGCCACUGCCCCCCCCACGCAGCUACUACCCCCAGCAGCUUGUCCCUCCCCCGCAGCUACUGUCCUCCCCACGCAGCCACUGCCCCCACGCAGCACUGUCCCUCCCCACGCAGCUACUGCCCCCCACGCAGCUACUGCCCUCCACGCAACUACUGCCCCCCACGCAACCACUGCCCCCACGCAGCUACUGCCCCCAACGCAGCCACUGCCCCCUACGCAGCUACUUCACCCCCGCAGCUACUGCCCCACCACGCAGCCACUGCCCCCAACGCAGCCACUGCCCCCCCACGCAGCUACUACCCCCGCAGCUACUGCUCCCCCACCACGCAGCUACUGCCCCCAACGCAGCCACUGCCCCCUACGCAGCUACUACCCCCGCAGCCACUGCCCCCAACGCAGCACUGCCCCUACGCACUACUACCCCCCGCAGCUACUGCCCCCCACCACGCAGCCACUGCCCCCCAACGCAGCCACUGCCCCUAGCACACCCCCGCAGCACUGCCCCCAACGCAGCCACUGCCCCCACGCAGCACUCACCCCCCGCAGCUACUGCCCCCACGCAGCUACUGCCCCCACGCAGCCACUGCCCCCCACGCAGCUACUGCCCCCCCACGCAGCUCUGCCUCCCCCACGCAGUCUAUUGCCCCCACGCAGCUACUGCCCCACGCAGCCACUGCCCCCACGCAGCACUGCCCUCACGCAAAUACUGCCCUCCCACGCAGCUACUGCCCCCCACGCAGCCACUGCCCCCACGCAGCAUACCACCCGCAGCUUUGUCCCUCCCCGCAGCCACUGUCCUCCCACGCAGCUACUGCCCCCCCACGCAGCUACUGUCCCCUCCCCCACGCAGCCACUGCCCCCCACGCAGCUACUGCCCUCCACGCAACCACUGCCCCCACGCACCACUGCCCCCACGCAGCUACUGCCCCCAACGCAGCCACUGCCCCCUACGCAGCUACUACACCCCCGCAGCUACUGCCCCCACCACGCAGCCACUGCCCCCCAACGCAGCCACUGCCCCCACGCAGCACUACCCCCGCAGCUACUGCCCCCACCACGCAGCUACUGCCCCCCAACGCAGCCACUGCCCCCACGCAGCUACUACCCCUGCAGCUACUGCCCCCCACGCAGCCACGCCCCACGCAGCUACUACCCCCCGCAGCCAUGCCCCCACCACGCAGCUACUGCCCCCAACGCAGCCACUGCCCCCACGCUACUACCCCCGCAGCUACUGCCCCCCAACGCAGCCACUGCCCCCUACGCCACCCCCGCAGCUACUGCCCCCCCACGCAGCCACUGCCCCCCACGCAGCUACUGCCCCCACGCAGCCACUGCCCCCACGCAGCUACUGCCCCCACGCAGCCGCCCCACGAGCUCCCCCACGCAGCCACUGCCCCACGCAGCUACUGCCCCCUCACGCAACACUGCCCUCCCACGCAGCUACUGCCCCCACGCAGCCACUGCCCCCACGCAGCUACACCCCGCAGCUUCUGUCCCUCCCCGCAGCCACUGUCCCUCCCCACGCAGCCACUGCCCCCCACGCAGCCACUGUCCCUCCCCCACGCAGCACUGCCCCCCACGCAGCUACUGCCCCUCCACGCAACUACUGCCCCCCACGCAACUACUGCCCCCACGCAGCCACUCCCCAACGCAGCCACUGCCCCCUACGCAGCUACUACCCCCGCAGCUACUGCUCCCCACCACGCAGCUACUGCCCCAACGCAGCCACUGCCCCCUACGCAGCUACUACCCCCGCAGCCACUGCCCCCACCACGCAGCUACUGCCCCCCAACGCAGCCACUGCCCCCCUACGCAGCUACUACCCCCGCAGCUACUGCCCCCAACGCCACUGCCCCUACGCAGCUACUACCCCCGCAGCUACUGCCCCCCACCACGCAGCUACUGCCCCCCACCACCCCCAACGCAUCUUCUGGCCCCCAAACACAGGUGUUGACCCUCUACCACAGAUACUGAACUUUCACCACACGUACUCGACGCCUCCACCACAGAUACUGACCCUCCACCACAGAUACUGA
Homarus americanus (American lobster) is the source of this 2520-nucleotide messenger RNA. Its product is annotated as extensin-like. The coding region runs from base 1 to 2520 and encodes 839 amino acids. The record is from RefSeq and is a predicted model, not a curated record. Lineage: Eukaryota; Metazoa; Arthropoda; Malacostraca; Decapoda; Nephropidae. The transcript is spliced from 2 exons.